UAGCACUUAUAUAACCUUGCUCUUUUGUUGUUUUGGAUUGCUUCCGUUGUCCUCGUUUGUAAGUCGCUUUGGAUAAAAGCGUCUGCUAAAUGACUACUAAAUGUAAACGUAUGCUUCCUACAGUGGGUUAACGCUCCCGCUGAACCGGACGUGAUUCCUUCACAGUUGCACUGUUGUCAUUGCACGGUCAAUGGCGGACGGUGCUUGAGCGUUUAUCUGAAAAACGUAGGCUUGGCACAAAUAUACUUGAAUAUCGCCCGGCCAUUUAAAGCAUUUAGAUCGCACGUGUGUUUCGGCCCGUGAGCAUGGAUGUGAAUCUGACCAUCUCUCUGAUGCGGGGCCAGAUGGGCGCUGUUAUUGAGAAAGCCGUGAACAUCGCGGUGGAGACCGUGUUAGGAGAGAUGAUCCGGGUGGUCGGGCUCAAAUUCGAGGAGAUCAAACGGGAGAUGACCGCUAAAGAGAAGGAGAACGAGAACAUCAGGAGGAUGUUGGAGACGUCCCGCUGUCAGAUGAAAACCAUGCGCAAGUACAUCAGCGUCCUGUCUGCCGAAGAGCCCAGACAUAGACUGUAUCAGGGAGAUGGAGACAUGGCUACAACAUCCACAGGGAUGCACUGCAGAAGAGGGCCAAACCCCUGUCCCAGACCUAGAGUCUCUGAGCCAGCCCCUGUAGCUGGACCCUCGUGGCUGAGACAACAGAUGCACAUGUCCAAAGAAACAUUAAGAAGUGACAGUCACAUUCCUGAGCAAGACACUGAAGAGACCCAUGCGUCAACAAUUCAUAAAGUUGUGAACUCAAGCUCUCAUCUGAUGGACAGUCAGGCGCUUCUGUCAGAGACCAUUGAUCCCAUCUGGGGUCAGAACCCUCUGGCCUCUGCAGAGACCGGACACACAGACAUGCCUGACAGCAGCGUCCUCUCUGCACCCAUGAUGGCAGAUGAAUGCAUGUCAUCCCAAACGACAAGCACAUUGACCUUUGGAGCACCAUCACUUAAAAUCAAACAGGAGGAGGCGGAGGUUGAAAUAGUCUGUGUGAAAGAUGAACCCGCAGAAGCUGGCAGCAUCCCUAGAUUUGAAUAUUCCACCGCUGAACUUCACCAGCCAGCGGGAGAACCAGAGCUAGGGGUCUCACUAGAUCUCCCCGCAUCAUUUCAAGCUCUUCAGAGUCCAGGCACUUCAGCAGACCUUGCAAUCCCAGCAUUCAUUGGUGUGGACCCGACUACCUGUAAGUAUAUAACUGAACAUUUCUGCACGGCUUCAUUUUUUAAAUAUUAUGAACGUACUGUAGAUAGUAAUGUCUUUUUUCUCAGGCUAUUAAAUCCCUGAUAUUACGAUUAUGUCACCAAAGCAUACCUUCAGCCAUGGCCAGAAGUUUUGAGAAUGACACAAUUAUUAAUUUUCAAAAAGUCUGCUUCAGUUUUUAUGAUGACAAUUUGCAUAUACUCCAGAAUGUUACAAAGAGUAAUCGGAUGAAUUGCAAUUGAUUGCAAAGUCCCUCUUCGCCAUGAAAAAAUUAACUUAAUCCCAAAAACAUUUCCACUGCAUUUCAGCCCUGCCACAAAAGGACCAGCUGACAUCAUGUCAGUGAUUCUCUCGUUAACACAGACAAGGCUAGAGAUAGCUCUGUCACGCUGAUUAGGUUAGAAUAACAGACUUGAAGCUUUAAAGGAGGGUGGUGCUUGAAAUCAUUGUUCUUCCUCUGUUAACUAUGGUUACCUGCAAGGAAACAUGUGCAGUUAUCAUUGCUUUGCACAAAAAGGGAUGUACAGACAAGGAUGAUGCUGCAGGCAAGAUUGCACCUAAAUCAAUCAUUUAUCGGAUCAUCAAGAGCUUCCAGGGGAGAGGUUCAAUUGGUGUGAAGAAGGCUUCGGGGCGCCCAAAAAAAGUCCAGCAAGCGCCAGGACCAUCUCCUAAAGUUAAUUCAGCUGCGGGAUCAUGUCUCCAGCAGUGCAGAGCUUGCUCAGGAACGGCAGCAGGCAGGUGUGAGUGCAUCUGUACGCACAGUGAGGACAAGACUUUUGCAGGAUGGCCUGGUGUAAAGAAGGGCAGCAAAGAACCCACUUCUCUCCUGGAAAAAACAUCAGGGACGAACUGAAAUUCUCCUAAAGGUACAGGGAUUGGUUUGCUGAGGACUGGGGUAAAGUCAUUUUCUAAGAUAAAUGCCCUUUCUGAUUGUUUGGAGCAUCCAGAAUAAAGCUUUUCUGGAGAACAAGAGUGCCACCAUCAGUCCCGUGUCAUGCCAACAGUAAAUCAUCCUGAGAUCAUUCAUGUGUGGGGUUGCUUCUCAGCCAAGGGAGUGGGCUCACUCACAAUUUUACCUAAGAACACAGCCAUGAAUAAAGAAUGGUACAGAAAUAUCCUCCUAGAGCAACUUCUCCCAACCAUCCAAGAACAGUUUGGUAAGGAACAGUGUCUUUUCCAGCAUGAUGGAGCACCUUGCCAUAAGGCAAAAGUGAUAGUUAAAGGGUUAGUUUGCCCAAAAAUGAAAAUUAUGUAAUUAAUAACUCACCCUUAUGCUGUUCCAAACAUGUAAGGCCUCCUUUUAUCUUCGGAACACAGUUUAAGAUAUUUUAGAUUUAGUCCGAGAGCUCUCAGUCCCUCCAUUGAAGCUGUGUGUACGGUCUACUGUCCAUGUCCAGAAAGGUAAGAAAAACAUCAUCAAAGUAGUCCAUGUGACAUCAGAGGGUCUGUUGGAAUUUUUUGAAGCAUCGAAAAUACAUUUUGGUCC
Carassius gibelio (silver crucian carp) is the source of this 2727-nucleotide messenger RNA. RefSeq lists its product as uncharacterized. The coding region runs from base 306 to 1325 and encodes 339 amino acids. The transcript has 2 exons. The record is from RefSeq and is a predicted model, not a curated record. Lineage: Eukaryota; Metazoa; Chordata; Actinopteri; Cypriniformes; Cyprinidae.